Molecule: messenger RNA, 886 nt
Organism: Cynara cardunculus var. scolymus (artichoke)
Lineage: Eukaryota; Viridiplantae; Streptophyta; Magnoliopsida; Asterales; Asteraceae
Product: 39S ribosomal protein L47, mitochondrial
Exons: 4
Coding region: 189-620 (143 amino acids)
Biological process (GO): mitochondrial translation
Cellular component (GO): mitochondrial large ribosomal subunit; mitochondrial ribosome
Molecular function (GO): structural constituent of ribosome
Source: RefSeq, a predicted model, not a curated record
CAUUGAAUUGAACCGAACGCAUCUAGUUUUGGGCUUCAAGUAGGAAUCGGAGCGUCCUGCAGCCGAUCUCGAAUCCCUUCUUCGUUCCUCUUCGUCGCCAUUUCAGAGUGAUCUGCGGGAUCGAUUGAUUCUGUACUCGUAUUCCAUUUUUCGUUGAUAGCCUUCUGAUUUUGCAUUCUGGUGUUAACAUGUUUUUGGCAAGAGUUUUUGGAAGGAGACUCUUUGCAACAGCAACAUCAGAAGCUUCUGCUGCUGGGGCUGCAGCUGCUAGUACAGUUAGGACUGCACAUAAUCCUCUUGAGGAGUUCUUUGAGGCAGAUCGAAACCCCGAGGAGGAUAAACCUGUUGUCUACGGACGUAGUUGGAAGGCUUCAGAACUGCGCCUCAAGUCUUGGGAUGAUCUACACAAAUUGUGGUAUGUCCUGUUGAAGGAAAAGAACAUGCUGAUGACUCAACGCCAGAUGCUUCAUGCUCAAAACUUGCGGUUUCCUAAUCCGGAGCGGCUACCUAAGGUUAGGAAAUCAAUGUGCAGGAUCAAGCAUGUACUAACUGAAAGAGCAAUUGAAGAUCCAGAUCCUCGGAGGACUGCUGAGAUGAAGCGAAUGAUAAACGCGCUAUGAUAAUUGUGUUCUUAUUAGAAAUGGUAACUUUGUUGCUUUAAAUAGCAUCUAUAACAAUCAUAACAUAUCCUCUCCAAGUUUUUGUGUUCAAUUAGGGCAAAAGGACCCGUUGUAACAAGUUCACUCGUCAAUGAGCGAUGGCUUUUUGAGUCAUGGUCACGUUACGAUUAACGCAGGCAAAGCCCAUUGAAACAUGCUUGUAAGGUUUGUCCUAGUUUAGACUCUUAUCAUAUAGCAAUAAACUGUAGUGGUGAUGUAUGAUGACU